CUCCCCUUAUUAUCUCAUGCUGUUUAGUCUCACUUUCUCUUAGCUAUUAAAACAGAUCACUUCAAACCACAACUGCAGUACAGUCGAUAGAAAAUAAUCCUACAGCUGCAGAAUCCAUGUUGGAACACAGAGUGGCACACAAUAUGAAGUACUACACAGUUGAGACUGGCAAUACUUUGGAUUCUCAUAUUCAGUUUAUGAGACGACUCAACAACACCACAAGAUGUUUUACGGAAGUCGAGUCGCCAGUGGAGAGUGAUGUCAUCAUGGCUUUCUGUCCCAUCGUCUCCCGCGCCGGGACUGAUAUUGAAGCAGCACUGCAACAGAUUCCAAUGGGUAAAUAUGUCAUUCUGGUAGUGCUGCAUCACACCUUCAACCCAGACUACACUGUACCUGACAGCAGCAGACUAGUGACCAGAAGUGAUGUAAUACUCACAGUGGACUGUCUGUUCCAUGAGAGCCAGGGACUACUGGACUGUCCUCACAAUGAUGCAGCAGUCAGAAAUAUUAGGCAGAAGUUUGACACAGUGGACUGUCUGUUCCAUGAGAGCCAGGGACUACUGGACUGUCCUCGCAAUGAUGCAGCAAUCAGAAAUAUUACGCAGAAGUUUGACACAGUGGACUGUCUGUUCCAUGAGAGCCAGGGACUACUGGACUGUCCUCACAAUGAUGCAGCAGUCAGAAAUAUUAGGCAGAAGAUUGACAUAGAUCCUGUGGCCAGAAAUCGUGACUGUCUAGCUUGGAUUCUAAACGCUGCCAUGGUGUUACUGUCUUUAUGCUGCAACUGCCCUUGUGUGGUGUUUUCUUACAUGAUGGGGCUCAUCUCAGGCAAAAAUCCAUGUCCCUUUGCAAGACCUCAUUCCAGAAAUGAAGACUAUUUACAUUUGGCCCAACUAUGAACAUGUGAUAAUAUAUAGUGUGACUCCUGUAAACGUGAUGAUCAAUUCCCUUAGAGAACAAAUGUUAUGGAUUACAUCUUUAAUUGCACGUCAUUUAGGCCUACUUGAGAAAGUACAGAUCAUUUACAGUGGUAAUGUAUGGAAUUAGGCCUGGCUGUAUCAAUGUAACAAUAAUAUGGAAAU
This is a messenger RNA of Oncorhynchus mykiss (rainbow trout), 1082 nucleotides long. RefSeq lists its product as uncharacterized. The record is from RefSeq and is a predicted model, not a curated record. Lineage: Eukaryota; Metazoa; Chordata; Actinopteri; Salmoniformes; Salmonidae.